Molecule: messenger RNA, 2546 nt
Organism: Cryptococcus deneoformans JEC21
Lineage: Eukaryota; Fungi; Basidiomycota; Tremellomycetes; Tremellales; Cryptococcaceae
Exons: 7
Coding region: 412-2091 (559 amino acids)
Source: RefSeq, a predicted model, not a curated record
GCGGAUACUUGCUCAUGCCUUUUAACCCGCUGCAGUCCUCCAACAGCUAGCUCACUGCCAGCGAACAGCCGUCCACCUCACGCAACCGCCCAACCCGCACCCGCAGCGGCAUUCAUCUCACGCGAUACUCCCGUACCUUUCCUUUGUGUCCCGCAGGCCCACAAUCGCUGACUGCGUACGGCGUGAAACUCCGACUAUUGUGCUUCAAUUAACCCAGCAAACCUCGAGCUUCCUCGACACCCACCUCCACCCCUUUUAAUCUCCCAUCGUCCACCCACUGUCAUCCUUCGCGCAAAAUAGUCAAACAAUUCCGUUCUAUUUUCGGUCUACCACAAGGCUAGGCGGACGACAGGCCAGAUCUUCUGCCUUCGCAAACAGCCUCUUCUGCACCGCUUUUGUCUGCCUUUCAGUAUGCUCACCAGAGACCUAUCCUCUUAUGGUAGGGCGUUAGUCGUUGCUGGAUUUCUAUUCAACCACCUACCAUGUUUAGCCUACAUCCCGGCUCUGCCAGUAAACGAUACGUCUGGCCUGAACCUGACGGAUUCUUCAACAAUCGCUAUAGCAUGGACGGAUCCGCUGGGCGUAUACAGUGGUGGGGUGUCGUUUCAACUAAGAGCGGAUGUUGACACUGGCGGAACGACCUCGGGAGCUUUGGUACACUUUUCAGAAUCGACAAUGGGCAGUAAUAUCACCACCACAACCCCUUGGAUAGCAUUCAUUAGCUGCGACACGAAUGAGACUAUUGCCAGUAUGGAAUGGGAUAUAUUCACCUUGGCGAGAGAUCGAGGUGCUUCUUCCGCUCUUCUCUACACUACGAGAUCUCAGACAUGUCUUCUCAAUUCCGAAUACAUCACAGAUUUCGAAAAGCCCUUAGACGUUUUUGCGACGAAGAAUGUCCAAGUUGCAAGGGUGAUCAACAAUCAAUUUGUACACACUAACGAGAGCUUUGCGAACUACAACGCUACACUUCUCAACCAAUCGGCUCUCGAUGUCAACCAAUCAUUAGCAGGAAAUUAUCCUGCCACCAAAACCUAUCUUAUAGGUACACUCACCGCUCGCAAUUCUACUGGCCAAGCCACAUCCACUUAUAUCCCCAAUGCCACCACUUCGACUUCAUCAGAUUCUUCCCAUAAUAAGAGAACGUCUACACCCAUGAUCGUUCUUUACACCAUCACUGGAGUUGUAUCGGUCGUAUUCCUCAUUAUGCUCAUCAUGGGCGGCAGGCGAGCCCUUCGACAUCCUGAGCGGUAUGGAAGAAGAGAGGAUGAGCAUGCAGAUGGGGGUCAAAGUACUGCUGGAGGACUGGCACAGGCAAUGCUUGAUACAUUCCCCGUCAUCAAAUUUCACACAUCAAACGGGAAAUCUUCCAGCAACCGAACGAAGAGGAUAUCUCUCAAGGAUACUGGGGAGACAUUACCGAUGUCGCAGAUCGAAAGGGGCGACGGCAUCGAUAUGGACGCAUUCCCGAAUAGGGAAAGCAAGAGGCGGCCGAUAUCCAAGUGCGAUACAGAAGUGUCAUUCCACACUGCUCUGGAUACUUGUGAAAGCGUCCCUCAGCUGUUAAGGGAUAGGUCAGAGUCGCAAGCUAGUGGUAGUGGCGGUAAAUCGGAGGAGGUAGCAGCUACAGCGGCUGCGACUACAAUGGUGCAUCUGGAACAAGUGGAAGCUGAGGAUGGACAGACUUGCCCGAUUUGUCUGGUUGAGUUUGAGGAUGGGGAUGACUUGAGAGUUUUGCCGUGCAAACGGGAACAUAUGUACCACAGGGGGUGCAUCGACCCUUGGUUACUGCAAGUCUCUUCGAGCUGUCCGUUGUGUCGUAAAGACUUCAACAACCCUCAACCGUCUCCUUCCUCUACCCAGAGCUCCCAAAUUUUGUCCUCCGAAAGCCCCUCUAGCCCACAAGGAUUCGCGCGUUACCUCACAUUCAUGCGACGAAACCGUCCUCGCACUCGAAGCACAAGAACGGAAGGAGGAGGUAGCAGCAAUACCUCGAGAAGACAAUCGAGAUCUGGGAGAGAUGAUGGUACGGAUACUGCCGUCGGGCGUGGAAGGAUGCGAGAAGCAGAUCAGAGUGGACCAGGGGGAUAUUAAAGGGUAUCGAAAGGGGUGCUCGGGAUUCACGAAAGGCGACUCCACGAGGAGCGCAGUUGUAUUUCUUCUAUUGCAUUUCACUCAAGGCAUUCAUUUGUACUCACCACAUUACGGACAAUCAAUAUCAUCACAUCUCGGGUAUUUAACUGUAAAAUAGCCAUUUCGGGACGUAAUAUUAUCGUUUAUUAUUGCAGACGAGCUUAUGCCUUAUUAUGCGACGCAAACUGCCAUGAUCGAAAUCAUCUCAUGAGAUUGGAUAGCGAAAGCCGGGGGAGAAGCCUUUGAUCAUUUAUUGAUCAUUAUUCUAUUGCCGAGAACAUUUUUGGCCGCAGCCGGGCAUGGUGUGAACGAGCGAACCCUACCACCCGCUACUGUCGACAAGCAGAAAGUGAUUUCACUUCCACAAACACAGCAUCCUAUCAUGCUACAUGUUUGUCUAAUAUAUAUGUGUGUGU